Molecule: messenger RNA, 1582 nt
Organism: Ficedula albicollis (Collared flycatcher)
Lineage: Eukaryota; Metazoa; Chordata; Aves; Passeriformes; Muscicapidae
Gene: SLC16A3
Product: solute carrier family 16 member 3
Exons: 5
Coding region: 143-1564 (473 amino acids)
Biological process (GO): transmembrane transport; monocarboxylic acid transport
Cellular component (GO): membrane
Molecular function (GO): monocarboxylic acid transmembrane transporter activity
Source: RefSeq, a predicted model, not a curated record
GCUCCCCGCCGGCGGGUCCAGACGGUCUGGGGCGGGUCUGCGUGGGCACACGGGGACAGCGAGGCUGCGCUCCGGCGCGAGCACGGGCAUCCUCACGCUGAGGAGCGGGACGUGACUCAGGGAACGCACAAGCUUCUUCACCAUGGGAGCAGUAGUAGCUGACGAUGGUCCAUCAGGCGUUAAAGCCCCUGAUGGAGGCUGGGGCUGGGCUGUCCUUUUUGGCUGUUUUAUCAUCACAGGAUUCUCCUAUGCCUUUCCUAAGGCAGUCAGUGUCUUCUUUAAAGAACUUAUCCGGGAAUUUGGCAUUGGAUAUAGUGACACUGCAUGGAUUUCUUCCAUUCUGUUGGCCAUGCUUUAUGGAACAGGUCCACUUUGUAGUGUAUGCGUCAAUCGCUUUGGCUGCCGCCCUGUCAUGCUGGUGGGUGGCCUUUUCGCCUCCAUGGGGAUGGUGAUAGCUUCCUUCUGCACAAGCAUCGUCCAGAUCUACCUAACUGCAGGUGUGAUUACCGGUUUGGGUUUGGCACUAAACUUUCAGCCUUCACUCAUCAUGUUAAACCGCUACUUUGACAAACGCCGGCCCUUAGCCAACGGGCUCUCUGCUGCUGGGAGUCCAGUGUUUCUUUGUGCUCUCUCACCCUUGGGGCAGAUACUACAACAUGAGUAUGGUUGGAGAGGAGGAUUCCUUAUCCUGGGUGGGAUGCUGCUCAACUGCUGUGUAUGCGGAGCACUAAUGAGACCUUUGGAGCCACCCAAAAAGGCUGAAGCCACCAAAGAGCCAGCUGAGAAGAAAGUGAAGAAAAAACUUCUGGAUUUCAGUGUGUUUAAAGACGGUGGUUUUGUAAUCUAUACUCUAGCAGCAUCUAUCAUGGUGCUUGGCCUCUUUGUUCCCCCAGUGUUUGUUGUGAGUUAUGCCAAGGAUUUAGGGUAUCAAGACACCAAAGCAGCUUUUCUUCUGACUAUUCUGGGAUUCAUUGAUAUCUUUGCUCGCCCAAUCUGUGGAAUGGUAGCUGGUCUUAAAUGGGUUAGACCACGCUGUGUCUACCUCUUCAGUUUUGCUAUGAUUUUUAAUGGCUUUACAGAUCUCAUGGGUUCUAUGUCUGUUGAUUAUAGUGGAUUGGUGGUCUUUUGCAUUUUCUUUGGCAUUUCUUAUGGAAUGGUAGGUGCUCUUCAGUUUGAAGUUCUCAUGGCUAUUGUCGGUACACAGAAGUUUUCCAGUGCUAUCGGUUUAGUGCUCCUGGCAGAAGCUAUGGCUGUUCUGAUUGGUCCACCAUCAGCAGGAAAACUCCUGGAUGCAACAGGGAGGUACAUGUUUGUUUUCAUUAUUGCUGGAAUUGAAGUUACCACCUCAGCCCUUGUAUUGGCCUUGGGAAAUUUCUUCUGCAUUAAGAAAAAAUCAGAAGAACCACAUACAAAAGAAGAAGCAGCAGAAAGAGAGGAAUUAAACAAAUCUGAAAACAAAACUCCUGAAGAUGCCAAGGUGGACUCCAUUGAAGUGGAGCAGUUUCUGAAAGAUGAACCUGAAAAAAAUGGUGAAGUUGUAACUAACCCAGAAACAUGUGUGUGAGCAUGACAAGGAACUGAA